Hippopotamus amphibius kiboko is the source of this 2824-nucleotide messenger RNA. It is a transcript of the gene GRHL2, whose product is annotated as grainyhead like transcription factor 2. NCBI's taxonomy places the organism in Eukaryota, Metazoa, Chordata, Mammalia, Artiodactyla, Hippopotamidae. Gene Ontology annotation, cellular component: nucleus. The coding region runs from base 327 to 2156 and encodes 609 amino acids. Gene Ontology annotation, molecular function: RNA polymerase II cis-regulatory region sequence-specific DNA binding; DNA-binding transcription activator activity, RNA polymerase II-specific. The record is from RefSeq and is a predicted model, not a curated record. The transcript is spliced from 16 exons. Gene Ontology annotation, biological process: brain development; regulation of transcription by RNA polymerase II; neural tube development.
GGCGCUGAAGACCAUCUAAAGUUCCACUCUGCUCAAUGUGGAUUUCCUACCCCCACCCCCAAAUAUAUGUCACCAGUGUCAGUGUCAUUUUCUGACCCUACACCAAUGCAUGGCACCAUGCCUCCAUAUAAAGGACCCUCAGUACAGUCUUUGCUGUGAGUUCACACCAGUUUUCCAUCACAAAGUGAACUGAGAGACCAUCUACCAUUGGAAGGCCCUGUAGAAGUAUCAGCAAAAAAGGACAUCUUUCACUGAAUGACCAUCAGAAGGCUCUUGGUGGCUGAAUUUCCACUGAUCGUAACAAACGACUGGUGGCCUUAGUGCCCAUGCCCAGCGACCCUCCAUUUAAUACCCGAAGAGCCUACACCAGUGAGGAUGAAGCCUGGAAGUCGUAUUUGGAGAACCCGCUGACCGCGGCCACCAAGGCCAUGAUGAGCAUCAAUGGUGAUGAGGACAGCGCUGCCGCCCUCGGCCUGCUGUACGACUACUACAAGGUUCCUCGAGACAAGAGGCUGCUGUCUGUAAGCAAAGCAAGUGACAGCCAAGAAGACCAGGAUAAAAGAAACUGUCUUGGCACCAGUGAAGCCCAGAGUAAUUUGAGUGGAGGAGAAAACCGAGUGCAGGUCCUAAAGACUGUUCCAGUGAACCUUUCCCUAAAUCAAGACCACCUGGAGAAUUCAAAACGGGAGCAGUACAACACGAACGUCCCCGAGAGCCCAGCCAUCGUCCCUGUGUCAGGAAUCACAGUGGUGAAGGCCGAAGAUUUCACACCGGUUUUCAUGGCCCCACCUGUGCACUAUCCCCGGGGAGACGGUGAGGAGCAACGCGUGGUUAUCUUUGAGCAGACUCAAUAUGGUGUGCCCUCCAUGGCCAGCCAUAGCACCUACCUCAAGGAUGACCAGCGCAGCACCCCGGACAGCACUUACAGCGAGAGCUUCAAAGACGGAACCACAGAGAAAUUUCGGAGCGCUUCAGUUGGGCCUGAGGAGUACAUGUAUGACCAGACAUCAAGUGGCACAUUUCAGUACACCCUGGAAGCCACCAAAUCUCUCCGUCAGAAGCAGGGGGAGGGCCCCAUGACCUACCUCAACAAGGGACAGUUCUAUGCCAUCACGCUCAGCGAGACAGGGGACAACAAGUGCUUCCGACAUCCCAUCAGCAAAGUCAGGAGCGUGGUGAUGGUGGUCUUCAGUGAAGACAAAAACCGGGAUGAGCAGCUGAAAUACUGGAAGUACUGGCACUCUCGGCAGCACACGGCCAAGCAGAGGGUCCUUGACAUUGCUGAUUACAAGGAGAGCUUUAAUACGAUUGGCAACAUUGAAGAGAUUGCGUACAAUGCUGUUUCCUUCACCUGGGACGUGAAUGAAGAAGCAAAAAUUUUCAUCACUGUGAAUUGCCUGAGUACAGAUUUCUCCUCCCAAAAAGGAGUGAAAGGACUUCCUCUGAUGAUUCAGAUUGACACAUACAGUUACAAUAAUCGUAGCAAUAAACCCAUUCACAGAGCUUAUUGCCAGAUCAAGGUCUUCUGCGACAAAGGAGCAGAAAGAAAAAUCCGAGACGAAGAGAGGAAACAGAACAGGAAGAAGGGGAAAGGCCAGGCCUCCCAAACCCAGUGCAACAACUCCUCUGAUGGGAAGUUGGCGGCGAUACCAUUACAGAAGAAGAGCGACAUCACCUACUUCAAGACGAUGCCUGAUCUGCACUCCCAGCCCGUCCUCUUCAUACCCGAUGUCCACUUUGCCAACCUGCAGAGGACAGGACAGGUGUAUUACAACACAGAUGAUGAACGAGAAGGCAGCAGUGUCCUUGUGAAACGGAUGUUCAGGCCCAUGGAAGAGGAGUUUGGUCCAGCACCUGCUAAGCAGAUGAAAGAAGAAGGGAUGAAGCGAGUGCUUUUGUACGUGAGGAAGGAGACGGACGACGUGUUCGAUGCCUUGAUGUUGAAAUCUCCCACCGUGAAGGGCCUGAUGGAAGCGAUAUCUGAGAAAUACGGGCUGCCCGUGGAGAAGAUAACAAAGCUUUACAAGAAGAGCAAAAAAGGCAUCCUGGUGAACAUGGACGACAACAUCAUUGAACACUACUCCAAUGAGGACACCUUCAUCCUCGACAUGCAGAGCAUGGUGGAAGGCUUCAAGAUCACGCUCAUGGAAAUCUGAGCCCUGCUCUGGGCAGCAGCCCUCAGGGCCCUCCUCCCCGGGGGAGCCCGAGGCCCCGGCCCCAGGGCCCACAGACCCACCUCACCCAUCUCACAACUGCUGUUACACGACUGCGCUGGGGAGGGUGGGGCGAGGCCCACAGCCCUGGGUUCGGUCGAGCGUUUGGCCCACCUGCCGGCUCCUGCUGUGGAGCAGGAGCCAAAGCCCGAGCCCCUCGGGAAAGGGCCUUGCGCCUGUCACAUCCUUAUUUAUUGUCCACCUUUUUCCGGAGCCUGGGGCCCAGGCCCGCCAGGACUCUGCAGGUCAGUGCUGGCUCCAGGUGACACCGUUCCAGAGCCCUCCCCUUGAUCCAUUCAUCCCAGAGAGCCUGAGGAGGCUCACCCCUGCCAUCUCACCUCCCCACGUCUUCUCAGUGGACGGACAGAACAAGCCGUUUCCUUCGUCAGGGGUGGGGGGAGAGGUGGACGCCCCUUCCUGGUUAGAAACCUUCAGGCUGCUCUGGGGAAGCUCAUCUUGCUGAUACGCAGCUGAUUCCCAGCAAGUGGCCACCAGGCCAUGUACAGGAAGACCUGCAGCCACUGUGUAAUUAGUAAAUAACCUAGAAGGUGUGCCUGGCUCUCAUGUACAUAGUGUUUAUAAUAUGGCAAUAAUAUAUUUUACCUGUGGUA